This is a messenger RNA of Pipistrellus nathusii (Nathusius's pipistrelle), 2136 nucleotides long. Lineage: Eukaryota; Metazoa; Chordata; Mammalia; Chiroptera; Vespertilionidae. The record is from the annotation of a GenBank genome assembly.
AUGGAGCAGGGCUACGGAGGCUAUGGGGCCUGGAAUGCCGGACCCACCAACACCCAGGGUGCAUAUGGAACUGGUGUGGCCAGCUGGCAAGGUUAUGAAAACUACAAUUAUUAUGGUGCCCAGAACACCAGCGUCACCACUCCAGCAACCUACAGCUACGGCCCCGCCUCCUGGGAAGCCACCAAGGCUGGCGAUGGCCUGGCGCCUGGGGGUCCUGCCAUGCAUAUGGCUUCCUACGGCCCAGAGCCAUGCACCGACAAUUCUGACUCCCUCAUUGCCAAGAUCAACCAACGUCUAGACAUGAUGUCCAAGGAAGGAGGCAGGGGUGGGAGCAGCACCGGUGGGGAGGGCAUGCAGGACCGGGAGAGUUCCUUCCGCUUCCAGUCAUUUGACUCCUACGACUCCAGGCCUUGUCUGCCUGAGCACAAUCCCUACCGUCCCAGCUAUAGCUACAACUAUGACUUUGACCUGGGACCUGACCGCAAUGGUGGCUUUGGCAGUCAGUACAGUGACUGUCGGGACCCUGCCCGUGAGCCCCGCUCCCUCGAUGGCUUCAUGCGGGGCCGGGAUCAGGGCCGCUUUCAGGAUCGGAGCAACGCUGGCACCUUUUUGCGCAGUGACCCCUUCAUGACAUCAGCGGCCUCCUCCCAGCCACUGUCUACUCCCUGGACAGAGCUCAACUAUGUGGGUGGACGGGGCCUGGGAGGCCCCUCUCCCAGCAGGCCCCCACCUUCCCUCUUCUCCCAGUCUAUGGCCCCCCAGUCCAUGGCCCCCAACUACGGAGUGAUGGGCAUGCAGGGGGCUGGAGGUUAUGAAAACUCUGUGCCCUACCGAUGUGGCCAGUCACAGACCCGGAUGAGGGAUCGGCCCAGGUGGAGAGGGUUUGACCGCUGCGGCCCAGAUGGCAUGGGCAGGAAACGGAAGCAGUUUCAAGGCUACGAUGAGCCGGAUGCCAAACAGGCCCGGGCUGACAGCGAAGGAGAUUUUUCCGAGAAUGACGAUGGAGCUGGUGACUUCCGGUCAGGAGAUGAAGAAUUCAAGGGUGAGGACGAAUUCUUGGAUCCCGGGAGGCAGAGAGAGAAGGAUGACGAGGAUGAUGAAAUGAAGAAGAGGAAGGAGAAACAAAGGAGAAGAGACAGGCUGCGAGACCGGGCAGCUGACAGGAUUCAGUUUGCCUGUUCCGUGUGCAAGUUUCGGAGCUUUGAAGAUGAAGAAAUCCAGAAGCAUCUGCAAAGCAAAUUUCACAAAGAGACACUACGGUUUAUAAGUACCAAACUGCCUGACAAGACGGUGGAAUUCCUUCAGGAAUACAUUGUAAACAGGAAUAAGAAGAUUGAGAAGCGACGUCAGGAAUUGAUGGAGAAGGAAAGCGCAAAACCAAAACCAGAUCCUUUCAAAGGGAUUGGCCAAGAGCACUUCUUCAAGAAGAUCGAGGCUGCUCACUGCCUGGCCUGCGACAUGCUGAUCCCUGCGCAGCACCAGCUCCUCCAGCGGCACCUGCACUCGGUGGAUCACAAUCACAACCGCCGGUUGGCUGCUGAACAGUUCAAGAAAACAAGUCUCCACGUGGCUAAGAGUGUUUUGAACAACAGACAUAUAGUGAAGAUGUUGGAAAAAUACCUCAAGGGUGAAGACCCUUUCACCAAUGAAGCUGUUGAUCCAGAAAUCGAAGGAGUUGACAAUUUAGGAGGCGAUGAUAAGGAAGAGACACCUGAGGAAGUGGCCGCAGAAGUGUUAGCUGAGGUGAUCACAGCAGCGGUGAAGGCAGUCGAGGGGGAAGGAGUGCCCACUCCAAAAAGUAUUGAAAUGCCGGCUGAAGGGGAAAGCCCCGGGGACAGCGCAGGGGCCACCAGUGGUCCCCAUCCUGAACAGCCACCAGAAGCAGACACACACUGUGGAAUGGCAUCUGGGAAGGGGGAUGCGCACGCAGAGGCCGGCAGUGAAGGUGCCCAGGCUGGGAACCCGGACGCAGAGGCCGGAAGUGAAGGCGCCCAGGCUGGGAAUAAGGUUGCAGAGGCGGAAGGUGAAGCAGAGGCGGAAGGCACUGUAACAGUCCCUGUUCCUGCUCCAGCUGCCACAGAAGCUGCAGUGGACCAAACUGACGCAGAGUCCAAAGACGUCACUCCCACAGAAUGA